AUGGUUAAAAUAAUAUGUAUUUUAGGAUUUGUUUUAAAUCGAAAAAAUAUUAUUCUAAUGAUUAUUGCCAUAGAAAUAAUGCUAUUAGCUGUAACACUGUUAGUUUUAAUAAGUUCAUUCACUUUUGAUGAUGGAAUAGGACAAACUUUUAGUAUCUUUAUAAUAUCAAUAGCAGGAGCAGAAUCAGUAAUAGGUUUAAGUAUUCUUGUAGCUUUUUAUCGAUUAAGAGGAAACAUCUCAUACCCUUUAAGGGAAAGAAGCUAA
Molecule: messenger RNA, 264 nt
Organism: Postia placenta MAD-698-R-SB12
Lineage: Eukaryota; Fungi; Basidiomycota; Agaricomycetes; Polyporales; Adustoporiaceae
Exons: 2
Coding region: 1-264 (87 amino acids)
Biological process (GO): ATP synthesis coupled electron transport
Molecular function (GO): NADH dehydrogenase (ubiquinone) activity
Source: RefSeq, a predicted model, not a curated record